AUGGUGUCAGUUAGUCAAGGAGGGAUGGUGUCAGGUAGUCAAGGAGUAAUGGUGUCAGGUAGCCAAGGAGUCAUGGUGUCAGGUAGUCAAGGAGUCAUGGUGUCAGUCAGUCAAGGAGGCGUGGUGUCAGUCAGUCAAGGAGUCAUGGUGUCAGGUAGUCAAGGAGUCAUGGUGUCAGGUAGUCAAGGAGUCAUGGUGUCAGUCAGUCUGGUAGUCAUGGUGCCAGUUAGUCAAGGAGGCAUGAUGUCAGGUAGUCAAGGAGUCAUGGUGUCAGACAGUCAAAGAGGCAUGGUGUCAGGUAGUCAAGGAGUCAUGGCGUCAGGUAGUCAAGGAGUGAUGGUGUCAGGUACUCAAGGAGGCAUGGUGUCAAGUAAUCAGUGCGUCAUGGUGUCAGGUAGUCAGGGCGUCGUGGUGUCAGGUAGUCAGGGCGCCAUGGUGUCAGGUAGUCAGGGCGUCAUGGUGUCAGGUAGUCAGGGCGCCAUGGUGUCAGAUAGUCAGGGCGUCAUUGUAUCAGGUAAUCAGGGCUCCAUGGUGUCAGAUAGUCAGUGCACCAUGGUGUCAGGGAGUCAAGGAGGCAUGGUGUCAGGGAGUCAAGGAGGCAUGGUGUCAAUCAGUCAAGGAGUCACGGUGUCAGUCAGUCAAGGAGGCAUGUUGUCAGGUAGUCAAGGAGUCAUGGUGUCAAUCAGUCAAGGAGGCAUCAUGUCAGUCAGUCAAGGAGUCAUGGUGUCAGGUAGUCAAGGAGGCAUGGUGUCAGGUAGUCAAGGAGUCAUGGUGUCAGGUAGUCAAGGAGUCAUGGUGUCAGGUAGUCAAGGAGGCAUGGUGACAGGUAGUCAAGGAGACAUGGUGUCAGGUAGUCAAGGAGGCAUGGUGUCAGGAAGUUAA
This is a messenger RNA of Haliotis rufescens (red abalone), 882 nucleotides long. RefSeq names its product keratin, type I cytoskeletal 9-like. Lineage: Eukaryota; Metazoa; Mollusca; Gastropoda; Lepetellida; Haliotidae. The coding region runs from base 1 to 882 and encodes 293 amino acids. The record is from RefSeq and is a predicted model, not a curated record. The transcript has a single exon.